This is a messenger RNA of Drosophila serrata, 1018 nucleotides long. Its product is annotated as pfs47 receptor. The record is from RefSeq and is a predicted model, not a curated record. NCBI's taxonomy places the organism in Eukaryota, Metazoa, Arthropoda, Insecta, Diptera, Drosophilidae.
GCCGAUCAGAGCGGAGCCAGACGGUGUAUAUUUAUAAAAACCUACGUUCCAGACCCAAGUCAGCAAACACACACACACACACAACAUGGGAGAUUACCAAUGGAUUAGCAGCAACGUCUACGGAGGUCUGCCUGGUGGCGCCGUCCUUGGUGGCCAUGACUCCGAUCAGGAUCCCAUUUUCGUUGGCCGUGCCUACCACAACGGUGAGAUGCUGCCUGCCAAGGUGGUGCCCAACAAGCAGCAGGCUUAUGUAGCCUGGGGCGGCGAGGAGAUCAGCAAGCACGACUAUGAGGUGCUCGUCGGCGAUCACUUCUCGUGGAUCCCGGCCAGCGGUGGCUUCGUACCGCCGCACUCCCUUCGCGUUGGUCAGACCUCCGACGGCGAGACCCUGUAUGUGGGUCGUGGCUACUUCCAGGGCAGCCUGACCCCCGGCAAGGUGCAUCCCUCGCACCAGUGCCUGUACAUUCCCUACGGCGGACAGGAGCAUCGUCUGGAGGCCUAUGAGGUGCUGGUCCAGCCAGAGACCUGGAUUUCCGCUUCUGGACGCGGUAUCAUUCCCGGAACUGUGGUCGGCGGCCACGACUGCGAUGGCGACCAGAUCUAUGUUGGUCGCGCCUACCACGAGGGCGACCUUCUCCCGGCCAAGGUGAUUCCCAACAAGGGAUGCGCCUAUGUGCCCUACGGAGGCGGCGAGGUGGUGAAGCACGACUAUGAGCUGCUGGCCGGUUACGGUUACGGUUGGGUGCACGACAGCCACGGCAAUGUGCCCGGCAAUGCCGUCCUCUGCGGCCGCACCUCCGACGGAGAGCCCCUCUUCAUCGGCAGGGCCCACCAUCACGGCAGCUUGACUCCCGGAAAGAUCCACCAGUCGCAUCACUGCCUCUACAUCCCCUUCGGCGGCGAGGAGGUGCGCCUAGACCACUACGAGGUGCUGGUCAAGGCCUAAUCUGUUCCCGUUCGACGUCUGCCCUCUAAUUUAUAACUCAUCAGUCUCAAAUAAAUUACUCUGUUUUUCAUU